GUGGGAGAAGGCAGAGACCCCAGCUGCCGGAGUGGAUCGUGGGCUCCUGGCAGAUGAGGACUCCUUCUGCGGCACCCAAGUGCCCAGGGACAGUUAAGCUGGCUGUGAGCCGCGGCAGAUGCUCAGGAACCCUGAGUUACAAAAGAAAAGCGCUCACUUGGGUUCUGCCUCCAGCGCCCACCGCGUCGUCAGACGCCCCUGGCUGAGCCGAGGCUUCAAGGCUUCCGUUCUGUCUCCCUCCCCGCUGGGGCGGGACCGUAGAUGCACCCGCCCAAGAAGGAAGUGGUUUAGUCACCCUGGGUAGGGGAGCAAACCUAGAGGUUGAUCCCUCUCACGACCCCCUGCCCUUCUCUGCCACAAACCCCGCUCCCAGAAGUCCCUCCUUCCGUGCGGACUUGCACCUUCCAGCCGGAUGUCUGGCGGCAAGUUAUGGUCAGUGCAGGGCGGGAUACAAGCACCGUGGGCCCCCCGCCCCCCCGGGGGGGCAGGGGGCCGGGGAAGCUAGAGUUUGAACUGACCGCAUGGAGUCACCAGGGUCACGGAGGUGGGGGCGGUACGGGGAGGAGCUGGAAGACCCCCUCUUUCAGGCUCCGCGGUACCCCAGCCUCCCUGGUGUCUGUCGAAGAAUUGGAGAACCCAGAGUUCAUCGGCGCAGGCAGGUUCGGGGUGGUGUUCCGGGCGCGACACAGGUCGUGGGAUUUAGAUGUGGCGGUCAAGAUCUUGAAGGGGGAGGCGAUAUCCAGGGAGGUGAAGGCCAUGGCAAGUCUGCGCAACCAGCACCUACUGCUCCUGCUGGGGGUCACCCAGAAGCUACAGUGGGAAUCCACCUGCGGGCCGGCUCUGGUGACUCAGUUCCUGGAAAAUGGUUCCCUGGCAGGGCUGCUGCAGCCCGGCUGUCCUCGUCCCUGGCCUCUCCUCUGCCGCCUGCUGCAGGAGUUCGUGCUGGGGAUGUGUUACCUGCAUGGCCAGAACCCCGUGCUUCUGCACCGGGACAUCAAGCCCUCCAACGUCCUGCUGGACUCAGACCUGCACGCCAAGCUGGCAGAUUUUGGCCUGUCCACGUUUCAGAGAGGUUCAAGGUUAGGAGCUGGCUCUGGGGAGUCAGCCUCAGCCUACUUGGCCCCAGAACUGUUGGCUGAUGUAAACAAGAACGCCUCCAUGGCUAGCGAUGUCUACAGCUUCGGGAUCCUAAUGUGGGCAGUGCUAGCUGGAAGAGAAGCUGAGAUGGCCCAGACAUCGCUGGAGCAGGAAGCAGGGUGUGAGAGGUGGAUCCGGCCCCCGCUGACCAAGCUGCCCCAGCCCAGCCCUAAGACUCCUGGCUUGGAAGGACUGACGGACUUAAUGCAGCACUGCUGGGGCCAGGAGCCCAAGGACAGGCCCUCCUUCCAAGAAUGCCGACAAAACACCGAGCAAGCCCUCAGUCUGGUAACCAAGGAGAUGGAUGCCGCAGUCUCCACGGUGAAGAAAUUCCUGUGUGAAAACCGGGGCAGCAACAGGAUGUCGUCUGUGCCUAAGCCAGGCCCAGGAGGGACAGAAACGGAAGGCCCUAGGGGAACCACAGGAAGCCAUGACAUCAUAGCCACUGAGAUGCUAAACAAACUAAAUCUGAAGGAGUCCCCCAGCUCUGUUCCUAAAAAAUGCACAAACCUUCCUGAGAGGAUCAGGGCAGGGGAAGACAAAGUUCAGGCCGCCCAGAUAGCAGGGAUAUCUUCCGAUUCAACAGCCCCAUCUCCCCAAACUCCAGAGACCUCACUUUUCAGAAAUCAGAUGCCCAGCCCCAACUUGGCUCGGACCCCAGGUCCUGGACCCAAAGGGAAUCAGGGGGCUAAGAGACGUGGCACCAACUGGUCUCCCAGGGCACCACGGCCCAAUCCAAAACCAGGGAAUCCUGUUACCAUACGUGACAGCCAUGCGGUGCAGGUGGGCGACAACAACUACUUGGUUAUACAAGAAGGAACUGCCUUGCCCACGCCAGGCCUGGCGCCUUGGGGCCAGGGUCAAGGCAGGCCGCGUGCCCCCCACAAGUAGGUUGGAAAGGAGGGCCGCAAGAACCAAGAAGCCCGGAGCCGGCUGCAGGGCUGGUAUGACGCACCUUCUGAGCUACCUCUUGGAUGUGAGGCAAUUAGCUGAGGCUUUCUUUGACGGCCAACUGAUUUGUGCACACGGAAGUCAAUAAACGUGAUGGGUUUUGAAAACCAAAGCGCCACACUUGGGAGGCUAAGGCUUAGGCCAGGGGCUGGCGGUGGAGACGCGGAUGGGAGCCUGCAUCCUGCGUUCGGUCGGAGCUGAUCCGGAGGGAGGCCCUGCCCUCUAGCCGUCGGUCGGAGCUGAUCCAGAGGGAGGCCCUGCCCUCUAGCCGUCGGUCGGAGCUGAUCCGGAGGGAGGCCCUGCCCUCUAGCCGAGGCCGGAAGCGGGAUGCUCCGGGCUGGGGGUGGGUGGCGGCGUGGCACACAAGGUCAGGGCCCAGCUGGCGGCAGGAAGGAAUCCCUGAGGCCUUGGCUCCAUGGGCCGCUCUAAUCCUGGGCGGACCACUUCCUCUAGAUCGGCUGAGACCCUACCCUAUACCAAAAUUCUGGGGAUAGUCUCCCUUUUCCUCUGGGCCCCCCUUUUCCUCUGGGCUACGGAGACGCCGCAGUGGGGUGCUGGGGAGAGGGCUCUCCAUGGGCAUUGGAAGACCCCGGCACAUCUCUUGCCCUGCACAAUGCCCCCAGCCUCUCGGAGGCUCCAGAAAUCAGCCUGAUUUCUUAUUCCCCUCCACCGCCUGCGCUCCCGCGCACGUUGCUGCCCAGGCGGAGCCCUUUGACCCUCAGCUGGUGUCUGCGGUGGAAAGCUUUGGCUCCACAGAGCUACACACAGACGUGCCCCCUCCCAUGGAGCAGGACCCGGUGGGACAGGAACAGUUCCCAGACUCCACAGCAGCUGUAUCCAGGCAGGAGGGGAGCAGAACGGGCCCACCCGCCGCCCCCUCCCCAUCCGACCUAAAUCCUAGCCCCGAUUGGGCCUCACAUCCUUCCCUACAUUCUCACCAGCCUUCACUCCAGCGCUCCUUCACUCUCCUGGUGGCCAAGGGCCCACCCCAUUUUGACACUUGCUGCUCAGCCUGGCCCACCCCACCCCCUCGCCUCUCCCACGGUUC
Messenger RNA from Mirounga angustirostris (Northern elephant seal), 3136 nucleotides. RefSeq names its product receptor interacting serine/threonine kinase 3 (gene RIPK3). The transcript is spliced from 9 exons. NCBI's taxonomy places the organism in Eukaryota, Metazoa, Chordata, Mammalia, Carnivora, Phocidae. Gene Ontology annotation, cellular component: cytoplasm. Gene Ontology annotation, biological process: signal transduction; protein phosphorylation. The record is from RefSeq and is a predicted model, not a curated record. Gene Ontology annotation, molecular function: ATP binding; protein kinase activity. Bases 430 to 2028 code for a protein of 532 amino acids.